Molecule: messenger RNA, 618 nt
Organism: Rhizophagus irregularis DAOM 181602=DAOM 197198
Lineage: Eukaryota; Fungi; Glomeromycota; Glomeromycetes; Glomerales; Glomeraceae
Source: RefSeq, a predicted model, not a curated record
AUGAAACUGAAACUGGUUGGUGACAAAACUGAAAUUUUUGGUAAAAAGAGUUUAGCCAGCAGAAAUUUCAAAUUUCUCAAUCAUUCAUUUAUGAAGAAUUUAGAUAUUAAAACUGCCAGUGAUAAUUUUAUUGAAGACAUUAUUGAUGAACUACAAAUAACUAUAAAGUCUCUUUUAAGUGGUAUUGAAAUUUCAAAUAUUAUUGAAAUAUGGAAAAUAAGAUGUAUAGCAAUAGAAACAACUACUGAUACUUCAACAUUAUCUCAAAUUACAUCAUGUACAUUUCAAAGUUUACAUUAUAUUCAAAGGUCUGAUAAUAAUGAAAUUAUUUGUCAAAAUACUAAUCAACGAAAUAGAUUUGGAAUAGCAUUUUCUAUAGCAAAAACUGCUGUUAAUAUUGCAUUAGAAACUAAUAGUGAUCGUGAAUUAAUUCAAUUAUUGAAAGAUUUUAUUGAAGCAAAACGAAAAAAAAAUGUAGAUAAUAAUGACAAUGUUAAUCAUGAUAUAGUAGAAAUUAAUGGGUCUAAUCAAGAAAAUGAUAAUAUAGUUCCAUUACAAAAAAAUUUAAUUGAACAAAUUACCAGUUCUUGUGUGACUAAAGUUAAAGGGGUUCUAUAA